CGACCUCCCAUCAUGGCUUCCAACGGUGUAAACGGCGCAUUCCACGACGACGAGGACAUUGACUACUCGGACAUCGAAGCAAAAUACCAGGUCGAAUACGAUGAGAGCUUCGACAACAUCCUGGUCGUCGAUGGCGUACCAGUCAUCGACAAGGCGAAGCUAGAGAAGCUCCUGCAGAAGAUCUCGAAAGACUUCUCGCGCAAGGGAUGCCCCAUAAAACCGGACAACAUCACCGUGCCGUGGAACGAUGCAGCAGGGAAGAGCAAAGGCUACCUGUUCAUGGAGUUCUCCAACGCGGACGAUGCCGCCCGUGCGCUCCUGACGAUGAACGGACACGCCUUCGACGCGAAGCACACCUUCCUGAUCAACCGCUUCACCGACUUUGAGCGCUACCUGAACGUGGAUGAGACCUACCACGAGCCCCCGUUGGAGGAGUACAAGCCGAAGGAACAUUUGCGUGCUUGGCUUGGCGAUGCACAAGGUCGUGACCAAUACGCGACCUACCGCGGAGACGAUGUCGAGGUUCACUGGCACGGGAAGCCGUCGCAGUGCGAGGUUGCCUACAGCAAACCUAACUGGACGGAUCUCUACGUCUCAUGGUCCCCCAUGGGCACGUUCAUGGCGACACUGCACCGUCAAGGUGUGCGUCUCUGGGGCGGCACCUCGUGGGAGCCGCAGCAGCGGUUCGCACACCCGCUUGUGAAGCUCAUCGACUUCUCGCCGAACGAGCAGUACGUCGUCACCUGGUCGUUCGACCCGAUCGUCGUGCGCGAGGGCGCCGAGCAGGGCCCGCAGUACUUCUCGCCCGAGGACGAGGGCAACAACAUCGCGGUGUGGGACAUCCGUACGGGCCACCUGCUCCGCACGUUCCCGAGCGCGUACGCGGAGGGCGGCGAGGAGAAGAAGCAGAUGCCGUGGCCUGCGCUCAAGUGGAGCCCGGACGACAAGUUCGUCGGGCGCGUCACGCCUGGGCAGCAGAUCAGCGUGUAUGAGCUGCCGGGCAUGCAUUUGCAGGGGAAGAAGAGCAUCAAGAUCGAGGGUGUUGUUGACUUUGAGUGGCGCCCGAUGGGCGACAAGGACCGCGAGGAUAUGGAGAAGGAGAUCAAGGCGGCGGCGAACGGCACCCCGAUCAAGCAGAAGAAGGCUUGGGAGAACAUGCUUGCGUACUGGACGCCCGAGGUCCAGAACCAGCCGGCUCGUGUUACGUUGUCGAGCUUCCCCAGCCGCGAGAUCUUGCGCCAGAAGAACUUGUUCAACGUCACGGAGUGCAAGCUCUACUGGCAAAACCAGGGCGACUUCCUUUGCGUGAAGGUCGACCGCCACACGAAAACGAAGAAGUCCAUCUUCUGCAACCUCGAGAUCUUCCGAGUGCGCGAAAAAGACUACCCCGUCGAGAUCGUUGAGCUCAAGGACACCGUCACCGACUUCUCCUGGGAACCCAAGGGCGAGCGGUUUGCGCUUGUAUCAAGCAGCGACCCCAACCUCGGCAACCCCGGUCCUGGUAUCACGAUCAAGACGGACGUCAGCUUCUACCAGCUGGACCGCACGAAGGGCGACUUCAAGCCGCUCAAGACGCUUCCCGCACGGACGAGCAACACCGUCCGCUGGUCGCCUCGUGGCCGUCAUGUCGUGCUCGCCACCGUCGGCUCGUCGAGCAAGUCCGAGCUCGAGUUCUGGGACCUUGACUUCACCGCAGACGAGACCCGCCGCGAGGGUGCUCCCUGGGGCACUGGCAUCCAGCACCUGGGCACCGCUGACCACUACGCGUUGACGGAUGCUGAGUGGGACCCCAGUGGCCGGUACCUUGCCACUAGUGCCAGCGCAUGGAGGCAUACGCUCGAGAACGGCUAUGCCAUCUGGGACUUCCGUGGCCAAGAGCUCGAGAAGCACAUCCUGGACCGCUUCAAACAGUUUUUGUGGCGCCCUCGCCCGCCGACCCUGCUCACCAAGGAGCAGCAGCGCCAGAUUCGGAGGAACCUCAAGGAGUACAGCCGUGUCUUCGACGAAGAGGAUGCCGCGGAGGAGAGCAACGUCAGCGCGGAGCUCAUCGCGCACCGGAAGCGCCUGGUGGACGAGUGGAACGCGUGGCGGCUGCGCUGCAAGGAGGAGGCGGCGGAGGAGCGGCGGAAGUCGGGGAAGAAGAGCGAGCCCGCAAAGGAGAAGGCCGUGGAGGAGGAGAAGGAGGAGAUCGAGCUCUGGAUCGACGAGGUUAUCGAGCAGAUCGAGGAGGAGAUCGUCGAGUAGGCGGAUGCGGUGCGGCUUGCUUGGUGUGUGGGCUUGAUUUUGUGCGCGUGAAUAGUUCUUCUUUCUAUGCAUGUUGUAUUCAUCGCGGC
Trametes versicolor FP-101664 SS1 is the source of this 2333-nucleotide messenger RNA. RefSeq names its product translation initiation factor eIF-3b. Gene Ontology annotation, molecular function: translation initiation factor activity; translation initiation factor binding; RNA binding. Gene Ontology annotation, biological process: translational initiation. The transcript is spliced from 8 exons. The record is from RefSeq and is a predicted model, not a curated record. Gene Ontology annotation, cellular component: eukaryotic translation initiation factor 3 complex. The coding region runs from base 13 to 2244 and encodes 743 amino acids. Lineage: Eukaryota; Fungi; Basidiomycota; Agaricomycetes; Polyporales; Polyporaceae.